Molecule: messenger RNA, 2013 nt
Organism: Puccinia triticina
Lineage: Eukaryota; Fungi; Basidiomycota; Pucciniomycetes; Pucciniales; Pucciniaceae
Exons: 7
Coding region: 1-2013 (670 amino acids)
Source: RefSeq, a predicted model, not a curated record
AUGGCCAUCGAUAAGAGCACCUCCAUGGGCCGGCGCCCACCCGCCAGCCUGUCCCUGUCCAUCCAGACCGGCCACGCCCCAGCGGCACUCGCCGCCGAUCUGCCCCUCACGGCCAACUCGGUCACCUUCCCCUCGGCACCCUCCCUCAGCUCCACGUCCUCCGCAUCCACGCCCACCAGCUGCAGUUCUGCCUCCUCCUUCACCCACCAUCUCCGCUCCUUCAAUCCGCCCAACGUCCCCGUCCUCCGCCACUCCUCGGCAUCCCUCUCCAACCUGCUCGGCCGCCCCCUCCAAGCCCACCACCCCGAGAGCCCUCACCCGCAUUACCACACCAUCACCGCAGCCCAGAUCAAGAAAUACCUGCUCACUCAGCCCAGCACCCCCUGCCAUUCUCCGCCCGCCAACUCGAUCCAGUUCCCGCCGAGCAGCCCCACCUGGGAUCAGCACGCAGCCCCCGUCGACGCCCUCGCCGAGAGCGCCGAUCCACGCGACGCGUUCGAUCGGCUCAUCGAGCACUGGCUGACCAGCAAAUUCGAGCCCGAUCUCAUCAGCUCCCAGUAUACCGCCUCCCCCCACCAAUCACUCAUCCCCGAACUCGACAUCCUCGUCGGCUUCAAGGCCAUCUCCGACCAGCUCAGUCUCCCCCCGCUCGACCGCCACCAGGUCUGGGCUACCUUGCGCCAUGUCUUCCCCUCCGUCAGGUCCUGGGCUAGACCUACCCCUCCCGGACUCCGGUCCAACCAAGAAUUUGUUGUCGUCGGAAUCAAACUCAAAACCCCAACCUCCAACGACCCCGCAAAACCGGAGACGCGUACAGACGCGCCGAAAAAUCAACAUCAACAGACUUGCCAAUUUGAUAAAUUGGACUUCAAGAAGCCUAUUCCAAGCGGAAUGCAUUCGACAGAACUCAUCGAAUAUAUGCGGCAACGAAUCUGCGAGCUCGAGCCGCAACCGAGCGCCAAAGUCCCGCGCCUGCCCUUCCAUAAACUGAAGCCCAAGACGCGCGCCGAUCAAGGUGAUAGUAAAAAGCACGACUACGCGCCCCUCCGUUUGUUUCGGUUCGAUUAUCCUCGACGCACGUUGUAUUCUGAUAAGGCCCAGCGAGAUCUGGUGUCACUCUUAGGCCAGCGGAUCUGGACAUCCGUCAUCCAGGCGUGCAAGUACACCAAGGACGAUUUCCAGGCUGGGGAAAUCCUGGUCGCGUCGUGGACCGAAAACAUGGACAAAUAUGAAUUUGACCUGAUUUGCAAGAAUAGCAAGUCGAGUGAAACCCGCUCGUCCGAAACAACGAGCAAAAAGACGAUCAAGAUCGGCUACCCGUUCCACAAAACCCACCCACCUAUCAAGUUGUUCAAGUCCCAACCGAUCCACGACUUCAACGCGCUAGUAUUUGGCGAUGAGAAGCGACAAGCCGAUGUGAUGAUGCAGGACUAUCGCAAUGGAGCCAGCGCCCAUAAUUUGCCGCGCUUGAGAGACUUCAGAAUCGUCCAGAUCUCCACCUAUCCUGGGCUCACGUCUCGCGAUCCCAAACGAGGGGGAGUCCAAGGCAAGUUCAGCUCGCUCUCCAAAGGCGCCUUCGCCGCCAAAACGAAGACCACCUCGACCCAUCUCGACAACAACAACCAGACGGCGUGUAGGGGUGGAGCGCGGCACGAGAAACGCAGGGGCAAGAGCUUGGAUCUGUUCAAUAACCCCCUUGUUCUCGCCCCGGUUGAUGGUCGCAAGGAUGGGUCCGACAAAGCUCCGCUCACUAGUUUCUUGGGACAGAUCAAUCAGAACUUUCAUGAGAAACGCAAAUCGUUCACGCUUGACAAGUUGUUCAACUACCAGCCCCAGCAGCAGCAGGAUCCAUCCGAUUCCAUUCGUCCUGAUAACAAAAACACCAACAACACUUCGUCUGCUUACACGUGUUCUUCGACUUUGACCUUGCAAGAAAUCACGAUCGAGUUUAAUUUGCUCCGCUUAAACCAACUGAAAAUCCAAAUCAAGGUGCUUCAAAAGGAUGAUUCGUAG